UAACCAUCUUCCAUGUUUUAGGUCUCUGGAAGAGGUGUCUGUGGAGGGCAGUGGUCAGCGGCGCGCGAAACGUCUCAGAAGUCCUCAGGAAAAACAGACGAGGAGGGCCUGGAACUUGGUGUAUGUCGUCAUUGGGUUCUCCUUCGUGCCUUCAAUAUGUUCAGGGGGGAGAUUUUUGCCUACCCCCUGUACCUCCAAAAGCAAAUGGUCUGUAAGCCAGUGACAUUUUUCGCUAUGGAUGUGGCAUGCAAGUACUGGCCUUACCUCCGGAGUGUGACAGAGAAAUGCUCUGAGCUUCAGCAUCUCCUCACCAUGAGGCUGUUUCUUUCUGUUUUUCAUGCCAAAGCUCACGAUUUCAAAUGUGAGGUAAAAUGGAGUGGAGCGUAUCAGGAAGGGGCUGGUUCGACUCUUGGGGAAGAGGUGGAGCAGAGCAAUGCCUUCCUCUCGAGGAUUGCUGUUACCACCAAGCACAUGUCAAAAGCAGCAACAACAUCUCCAAAUGAUCCUGAUGUUGCCGCUGUAGCCAGCCGAAUUGAGGAGCUGGUGGCAAGUGUUAAGAGAAGGCCGCAGUAUCUUCAUAAAGAUAAUGACGGAUGCAAAGGACGUGCCCAGAUCCGCCGAAAGAUCAGGGAGGAAAAAAGGAAUUUAAAUUCUGUAGUGGUAAAGUAUAACACCUUGGUUCCUAAUGCAGAAAAACUGACCUUGGACACCAUUCUAUCUGACGAGAUUGUUUGGCCGUGGCAGCUUACACACAGUGAUCUAAGGACGAAGAGGAAGGCGUUCGACACAGUGAUGGCAGUAAGGAGACUUGAGGAGGAGAGGAUUCUUAUUGCAGAGAUGAACAAGCAUUGGAAGUCUCUUUGCACCCGUGCAGACACCCUGAAGCAGAUGUCAUCCCAGCUUUCUAAUGUGACAUCAGGUGAGACGUGGGGCCUGCUUCAAGAUGGGAUCCAAGGUCUACAGAGCUUGACGAUGAAGAACAAGCAAGCAACAGCAUGGCAAAGCAUGCAAAGAACUUAUGUUCAAGUUCUGACUGAAACAGAAAUUAACUUUGAUAAUGAUUCUGAGGAAUACCAUACCAGUAGUGACUCUGAGCAAGAUUAAACAGUAUUGUCAUGGCUAGAGUCCUUUUUAAUGCUGUUGUGUGCUGGGGAGGCAGCAUUAAGAAGAGGGCCGUUGGGACAGGCUGGUAAGAAAAGCUGUGUUUGGCACGGAGCUGGAGUGCAUCACAUCAACUGCAGAGGAAAGGACACUGAACAGGAUGUUGGCAAUCUUGGACAAU
Messenger RNA from Sander lucioperca (pikeperch), 1282 nucleotides. RefSeq lists its product as uncharacterized. The record is from RefSeq and is a predicted model, not a curated record. NCBI's taxonomy places the organism in Eukaryota, Metazoa, Chordata, Actinopteri, Perciformes, Percidae. The coding region runs from base 157 to 1104 and encodes 315 amino acids. The transcript has 5 exons.